AUGGAAUGUGAAAUCAAGACUGAAAUGUACACGUCACCAACCAUGAAAGAAGAAAAGAAUUCACCAAUGGAAAUUACAGAUGAAGAAGAAUUUGAUUUAAGUGAAUAUUGUCACUAUGUCUCUUCUCCUACAAGAGACAUUCAAAGGAUCCAGUCUAACAAGAGAAGGAAAACUGAGGAAAAAAGAAACAAAGACAGAAAGACAGAUCGCUCACACCUAACCGUACAUAUGAUGAAGCAUACUGGAGAAAAGCCACUUCAGUGUUCUCAGUGUGGAAAGACCAUUUAUUACAUAUAUAGCCUCAAGGAACCCCAGAAGAUCCAUACUGGAGAAAGGCCUUAUCAUUGUUCUCAGUGUGGGAAAACGUUUAGAUUUAUGGGUAAUCUUAAAACACACCAGAGGAUCCAUACUGGAGAAAAGCCACAUCAGUGUUCUCAGUGUGGAAAAACCUUUAUCCAUAUGUCUUACCUCAAGAAACACCAGAAGAUCCAUACUGGAGAAAAGCCACAUCAGUGUUCUCAGUGUGGAAAGGACUUUAGCUAUAUGUCUUAUCUCAAGAGACACCAGAGGAUCCACACUGGGGAAAAGUCACAUCAGUGUUCUCAGUGUGGAAAAACCUUUAUCAAAAUGUCUGACCUCAAGAGACACCAGAGGAUCCAUACCGGGGAAAAGCCUUAUCAUUGUUCUCAGUGUGGAAAGGCGUUUUGUCUCAUGUCUGUCCUCAAGAGACACCAGAGGAUCCAUACUGGAGAAAAGCCACAUCAGUGUUCUCAGUGUGGAAAAACCUUUAGCCAAAUGUUUGUCCUCAAGAGACACCAGAAGAUCCAUACUGGAGAAAAGCCUUAUCAUUGUUCUAAGUGUGGAAAAACCUUUAGCUUAUUGACUCAUCUUAAUGCUCACCAGAAGAUCCAUACUGGAGAAAAGCCUUAUCAGUGUUCUCAGUGUGGAAAGGCCUUUAACCAAAUGUCGCAUCUCAAGAGACACCAGACGAUCCAUACUGGGGCAAAGCCACAUCAGUGUUCUCAGUGUGGAAAGGCCUUUAUCCAUAUGUCUUACCUCAAGAAACACCAGAAGAGCCAUACCGGGGAAAGGCCUUAUCAUUGUUCUCAGUGUGGGAAAACGUUUAGACUUAUGGGUAAUCUUAAAACACACCAGAAAAUCCAUACUGGGGCAAAGCCACAUCAGUGUUCUCAGUGUGGAAAGGGCUUUAGCCAUAUGUCUAAUCUCAAGAUACAUCAGAGGAACCAUACCGGAGAAAGGCCUUAUCAUUGUUCUCAGUGUGGAAAGGGCUUUAACCAUAUGUGUCAUCUCAAGAGACACAAGAAGAUUCAUUCAAAAGAUACUGAGGAAAAGCCAGUUCAGUGUUCUCAGUGUGGACAGACCUUUAAUCACAUAUCUAGCCUCAAGAAACACCAGAGGAUCCACACUGGGGAAAGGCCUUAUCAAUGUUCUCAGUGUGGACAGACCUUUAAUCACAUAUCUAGCCUCAAGAAACACCAGAGGAUCCACACUGGGGAAAGGCCUUAUCAAUGUUCUCAGUGUGGAAAAACCUUUAGCCAUAUGGGUAAUCUUAAAACACACCAGAGGAUCCAUACUGGGGAAAAGCCACAUCAGUGUGCUCAGUGUGGAAAAACCUUUAUUCGAAUGUCUCAUCUCAAGGAACACCAGAAUAUCCAUACGGGGGCAAAACAACAUCAGUGUUUUCAGUGUGGAAACCCUUUAGCCGAAUGUGUCAUCUCAAGAGAAACCAGAGGAUCCAUUAAAAUGAUGGCUGCCCUACUAAUUAAUGGUGGAGAUGAGUUUAAAAAAAAAACAUGUGAUUUACAUGAUGAAGUAUUAUUUCUUCAUAUUUGAAACAGGUUUUAGGGUACAGAUUGAAACACGAAUUGAAUAAAAAUAAAAAAGUGAGUUUUUUUCAAGUAUGU
Messenger RNA from Clupea harengus (Atlantic herring), 1925 nucleotides. Its product is annotated as zinc finger protein 883-like. Gene Ontology annotation, molecular function: DNA-binding transcription factor activity, RNA polymerase II-specific; RNA polymerase II cis-regulatory region sequence-specific DNA binding. Lineage: Eukaryota; Metazoa; Chordata; Actinopteri; Clupeiformes; Clupeidae. The coding region runs from base 1 to 1854 and encodes 617 amino acids. The transcript is spliced from 3 exons. The record is from RefSeq and is a predicted model, not a curated record. Gene Ontology annotation, biological process: regulation of DNA-templated transcription.